Messenger RNA from Schistocerca nitens (vagrant locust), 2436 nucleotides. RefSeq names its product ufm1-specific protease 2 (gene Ufsp2). Bases 64 to 1884 code for a protein of 606 amino acids. NCBI's taxonomy places the organism in Eukaryota, Metazoa, Arthropoda, Insecta, Orthoptera, Acrididae. The record is from RefSeq and is a predicted model, not a curated record. The transcript is spliced from 10 exons.
UCCAGAGACAGUGUUGUCGUAGUGUUUUGAUUUGAAACGUUUAAAGACUGAGAUUUAGAGAAAAUGAAUAAGGGAAUUAGUCCCGAAAUUAGAAUAACAAAAAAUUUUUUGGAGAGGGCAGUAGCACUGGAUGUACCAAAUGUUGGAUGCCUGUAUGGAAUUAAAGAACACGAUUAUGUUUUGGUGCUGGGAUUCUCCAUUGAACAGAAACUGAAUCCUAAUAAAAACUUGCAAGAGGGUGACUUUCACGAGAAGGCCUCAUUCAGUGAAAGGAACCUUCCAGCAGGACUUACCUUGUGUGGUGUCCUGAGAUCUGUGAAUACCAGUGAAGAACAGAAUCAGAAACACAAAAGUGAGAACACCAGUCAGCUGGAUCACCAUGUUUUAAUAGUGUGUGUAAGAGAUGAAACAAAUGAGCUGAAGGCAUACAUGAACAUUAAUAACAAAUAUGUAAGCAAGACAUAUCAAGUUGUGGAUGAUUGUGAAGUCUGGAAAGAAUAUUUACAUAUAAGGGUUAAGGGCAGACUACCAAUUACUUGUGAAAUGUCAGCAGAAAGUGUUGUGGAAGCUAUAGGAUCAUUACAGAAGAAGGUCUCAUCGGAUAUGUUGGCUUUCAGCCACUCAAAGGCAAGAUUUUAUCUGUCAGGAGAUCAGGUUAUUACUGGUACAACUGAGUUGACAAGCAGUUCAACAGUUGGGGAUCUUCAGCAUAUAUAUUCAGCAAAUAGUGAAACAAUAACUGCUAAAGGAGCAAAGCACAGUAACAUCAAGAAAUGGCCUGAAACAGUAACACUGGAAAUGUUGAAGCGCCCCAUGGCAGAGGUAAAACCAGAAACCCAAGUCCGUACUGCUCCCAUUAUACAGUAUGUAAAAAAACAUUAUGAGUGUUUGAAGAUAUGGAUCCACAUAGAUGGUCUGUCUAUGGUAAACCGCAAGAGUUCCCUUCAGGACCUGUACAAAUGCUUGCAGAAGAGUGUGAAGGCCAGUCUCCAGUUAUCAGAAGAAUCUUUAAUUAAGCAGCUAUCCCAUGAUUCAGGAGACAGCUCAAGAUUUUCAUUGCCAUUACCAUUUCACUUUAUGCCCAAAAACUUUAGCCAUUUUGUGACUUUGGUGUACCCCAAAAACUCAAAAGAUGAUGACCUUUCACAGAUUCGAUCAGUUUUGCAUCAACAAUUUCAUCUCCCAGAUGAUAAGCCUUUCUUCCGGCGGGCAAAUGCAUUUGUUUUCCGUGAUGAUUUACCAAAACCAUUUCCACUGAUUAAUCCACAUGAAGGCCUCAAUCCUUCAGGAGUUAAAGGUGGAGAAGUGGCUGUUGUUCGGGGGCUUUACAGUUAUCAUCACUACAUGCAAGACCGAAUGGAUGAUGAUGGAUGGGGAUGUGCCUAUAGAUCACUUCAAACAGUGGUGUCAUGGUUUAGGUGGCAAGGCUAUACUGACAAACCAGUGCCAACGCACAAGGAAAUUCAAGAAUGCCUUGUUUCAAUAGGUGAUAAACCAUCAUCAUUUAUUGGAUCAAAGCAGUGGAUUGGCUCCACUGAAGUCAGCUUUUACUUGGAAACAGUACUGGGUGUGACAUCAAGAAUUUUAUCAGUGAGCUCUGGUGAGGAGCUUGCAUAUCAAGGAGGGGAGUUACUGGAACACUUCAGAACUCAUGGGACUCCAGUAAUGAUAGGUGGUGGUGUCUUGGCUCAUACAAUCAUAGGAGUCCACUAUUGCAAUGAAACUGGGAAUUUGAAGUUUCUGAUUCUAGAUCCACAUUAUACAGGAGUUGAUGACCUAAGUAUAGUUCAAAGUAAAGGCUGGUGUGGAUGGAAAAGUGUUGAGUUUUGGUCAAAAGGGGCUUUCUAUAACUUAUGUUUACCACUGUGUCCUGUACUUAUUUAAGUUAUACACAUUCUUUCAACUGUAAAGACUGGGCAUGUUACUGCUGCAAACGCUGUAUUUCCUGUUCAGUUUUAUAAACUUUCAACACAUUCUUUUUAAUGUUGAUGUUCUUUUGUCUGUGUCAGUGAAUUGCAUUUGAUCUUGCAUACAGUUUUGAGUGCAUGAAUGACUUCAUAUGUGUUGGUGUUAAUCACCCAAUUAAUAUAUUUAACCUUGAGAAACUAUGUUUGCAAGGCAGUUAUGAAAUAACUGUUGCUGGUAACUCUGUAGACUAGUUUUCCAGAUCUGAAGGCCAUACAUACUCAUCUUCCUUCAUUAUAAAAUGUGGGUAUUAACACUAAUUUUUCUACCCAUAUAUAUUACUUUGAAAGAAAAGUAUUGUGUGAAAAAAAUGUGCUAUGCAGGAUAAAUGCUUUUAAAAGAAUUGUUUGUAAAUAGUAUCCAUCAUUUGUAAGUUGUAACAUGUUUGGUUUCUGCAGUUAUAACUGCAUUUCUUUCUAAAAUUAUUUGUUGACAUUUUUAUAUUGUUAUUUGUGUGAUGUUUUAUAUGGU